Molecule: messenger RNA, 1683 nt
Organism: Pseudozyma flocculosa PF-1
Lineage: Eukaryota; Fungi; Basidiomycota; Ustilaginomycetes; Ustilaginales; Ustilaginaceae
Exons: 2
Coding region: 1-1683 (560 amino acids)
Biological process (GO): transmembrane transport; amino acid transport
Cellular component (GO): membrane
Molecular function (GO): transmembrane transporter activity
Source: RefSeq, a predicted model, not a curated record
AUGUCGGCUUCGAUCACCUCCAAGAAGUCGUCGGAGGCUGUCGCUCGCGUCGAAAAGUCGGCCGUCGACAGCCCCAGCUCCGAUGGCGCCCGGGUCAGCCACCAGCCGGCGCCGAUGACCGACGACGAUGCCAUGCUCGCCGAGCGUAUGGGCCACAAGUCCGAGUUUGCCCGCGAGUUCAAGAGCUUCUCGACCAUCUCGUACGCCUUCGCCAUCAUGGGCCUCGUCUCGUCGGUCGCCACCACCUGGAACAGCCCCUUCGUCCUCGGCGGCCCGGCCUCGACCGUCUGGACGUGGUUCAUCGGUUCCUGCUUCAACAUGUGCCUCGGUCUCUCGAUUGCUGAGCUCGUCUCCGCCUACCCCUCGGCCGGCGGCCUCUACUCGGCCUCGGGCCUGCUCGUCCCGCGCGGCCAGCGUGCCUGGGUCGCCUGGCUCACCGGCUGGCUCAACUUCACUGGACAGAUUGCCGGCAUCGCGGGCACCGAGUACGGCCUGGCCCAGAUGAUCUACGCCUGGGCGUAUGUCAUCACCAACGGACGCUUCGUCGCAACGACGGGCGCCACCGUCGGCCUCUACAUUGGCCUGCUCUUCCUCCACGGCGUCAUCAACUGCCUCGGCACCAAGACGCUGGCCAAGCUCACCUCGAGCUACGUCAUUGUCAACCUGGGCAUCACCUUCAUCAUCAUCAUCGUCGUCCUCGCAAAGACGCCCCUCGACCAGAUGCACUCGGCCUCGUACACCUUCACCGAGGUCAGCGACGGCAGCGGCUGGGGCAACAACGGCCUCGCCUUCCUCUUUGGCCUGUACUGCGUCCAGUUCGUCAUGACCGACUACGACGCCACCGCCCACAUCUCCGAGGAGGUCUCGCGCGCCGCCAUCGCCGCCCCCGUCGCCAUCGUUGUCGCCGUCGCCGGCACCGGCAGCAUCGGAUGGGUGCUCAACAUUGUCAUGGUUAUUGUCAGCGGCGACGUGCGCGACCAGGAUGCGCUCACCUGGCCCGGCGGUCUCGCCUUUGCCCAGGUCCUGUACCUCCGGGCUGGCCGCGUCGGCUUCCUCGUCAUCUGGCCGUUUGUCUGCUCGGUCGCCUUCUUUGUCGUCACCACCGCCCUCCAGGCCAAUGCUCGCUCCUUCUACGCCUUUUCGCGCGACGGCGGCCUGCCUGACCGCGGCUUCUUUGCCAAGGUCAGCCCGCGCUUCAACACCACCGUCAACGCCGUCUGGCUCGUCGUCAUCCCCUGCAUGGCCCUCGGCUGCCUCGCCUUUGCCUCGUACACGGCCGUCAGCGCCAUCUUUGCUCUGGCCGCGCUCGGCAUGGAUAGCUCGUACCUCGUGCCCAUCGUCUCGCGCUGGAUCUACUGGGACCACCCGGACGUUCAGUUCAAGCCCGGUCCGUUCUUCCUCGGCCGCGGCCUGCUGGGCAAGACGGUCAACGCCGUCGCCAUCGUGUGGACCGUGUUUGAGUGCACGCUGCUCUCGAUCCCGACCGUCAAGCCGAUCGCCGCGACGACGUUCAACUACAGCUGGGUCAUUAUGAUGGGCGUGCUGCUCCUCGCGGGCAUCUGGUACGUCGUGUGGGCCCACCGCUUCUACCACGGCCCCAGGAGCACCCUCACGCCCGAGAUGGCGCAGAAGCUCGGCGUCGUCUCGCGCGACGACGAGACGCCGCCGGAGUACGGCCACUAA